Molecule: messenger RNA, 3575 nt
Organism: Sycon ciliatum
Lineage: Eukaryota; Metazoa; Porifera; Calcarea; Leucosolenida; Sycettidae
Product: mucin-2-like
Exons: 8
Coding region: 541-2481 (646 amino acids)
Molecular function (GO): protein tyrosine phosphatase activity; calcium ion binding
Source: RefSeq, a predicted model, not a curated record
UGGUGAUAAGGCGAUAUUCGACCCGGAUGGUGGCGGUGGUGGUGGUGGUAUGUGUGUAUGGGGGCAGUCUUAAUUGAUUGAGUUUGAGCUAGCUAGCUGUCCAUUGAUCGCCCGACUAGACCCCCUGCAUGCAGACAGUCGCUGUCACUCGUUGCGCGCUCAGCAAACUAAAAAAAAUUAAUAAUUUGAGCCCAGCUAGCUAGGACAGUCACGCGUUUCUCGUGCGAGAGUAUUAAUAUUCCAGUGCACAUGUUGAAGGAGAAUUUUUUCUCAGCUGGGGCCUGUGUGUGUGGGAGAGUCUGCACCUCGUUGAGUUUUCAGGUUGCAGAAGAUCUCAAUCCUGGAAAACAAUACGUCCCAUAAUCCCCGUGUUCCUCCGUACGAACCCUGUAGUGACUUGCUGUGUAGUCUUGCGCUAUUUGAAUGAGCCUGUUGCAAACUACGUCCCGUUAGCGAGAUCGCCAUCACCGAAAUUGCUGGCUGAAACAGCCAACUAACUUCGAAUCAGUGCUUCCUUGCGUCAGCUAGCAGUGAGCCACCAUGUCAAAUCACCAGCACCUGCUGUCGGCGAACAACCUCGUCUUGUUGGUUGUUGGAGUUCUCUACUGGAUUUCCGCGUCAGCGAACGGUCAGUGUCGCACAAGUGACGACUGCAUCGCACCCUCGGGCUUGACUCGCUGUAACGUUACAUCAGGAAAAUGCGAUUGCACGCUCGCUACCUUUCGCCAUGGCCUUAUUUGCGAUAAAGUUUGCACGGAUACUGGGUUGAAAGGCCAUUGCGUCAAAGGAGUUUGUAAUCAAAGCGACUUCAGUUUCGACCUGUAUUUUGGCUUGUGCAAGUGCGACCGUGGCUGGUCCGAGGAUGACACUGGACGUUGCACAAUACCCACGUGCAAUCGGCCGUGCCAGAACGGAGGUGCGUGUGUUGAGCCGAACAAGUGCCGGUGUGUUGACGGGUUCACUGGAGACCAAUGCGAAAUGAAAUUGCGGUGCACCGUGCUGCCAACACCUGACCGCGGCAGAACGGCACUGGACAUGCAGAACGGCAUACAGUACCAGACGUUUGACUGCGACGACGGCUACGUGGUCAACGGCCGCCGGGUCAGCAUCUGCGAGAACAGCAGAUGGAACCCGCCAACUCCUCCGACGUGUGUUGAUCAAGAUGAGUGUUCAGCCGGACUACACCAGUGCGAGCGUCACUGCGGUAUGUGUAAGAACACGCUGGGGUCGUACGUCUGCAAUGUAUCUCCAGAGAACGCAGACCUAGUCUAUGAUGCCGAGAAGGGACGAUGCUGUCAGCGAGGAGAAGCGUGUGGCGAGAUCAGCUGCUUCCCGUACCAGCAGCUCUCCUUUGGCACGCUGCGUUACAGCCGGCCCCUCUGGUCAACCACCGCCAAGGUAGCAGUGCUGACUAGCGUGAGCGUUGAGUGCGAUGCCAGUCGGGGUCUGCGCUUGCCCGACAAUGCCGUCACCACCGUCAAGUGCACCAAGAGCGGCCUCUACGACAACAUUCUGAGCGACUGCCUGCCCCCGCCGACGCAAGAGUUUCCAGCAGAAAAUGCAACCACCGAUACGUCGGAAGGUCAAGAAACCCGAGAGACAACUUCCGUAACUACGGUAGCUGAAGAAACCACCGAGCCUGUGACCACCCCAGAGCAGGCUUUGACUACUGAAGCAACGACAACACAGGCACCCACCCCAGCAACCACCACCCCAUCAGCCACCACCGCAGUAACGACCACCCCAGCAACCACCACCCCAGCAACCACCACCCCAGCAACCAGCACCCCAGCAACCACCACCCCAGCAACGACCACUCCAGCAACCACCACCCCAGCAACCACCACCCCAGCAACCACCACCCCAGCAACGACCACCCCAGCAACCACCACCCCAGCAACCACCACCCCAGCAACCACCACCCCAGCAACCACCACCCCAGCAACGACCACCCCAGCAACCACCACCCCAGCAACCACCACCCCAGCAACAACCACCCCAGCAACCACCACCCCAGCAACCACCACCCCAGCAACCACCACCCCGGCAACCACCACCCCGGCAACCACCACCCCGACACCUACUACCACAAAACCCACGACCCCGGCAGCUUCAACCCCACCAGCGACAACCGAGGCCACCGAAACCACCCCUGGCCUGACCACCGUUGUCACGCCCUUCCAGGCUCCGGUCCCUAUUUCAAUUCACUCGGAAAGUGCAGCAAGUGAUGCCACAAGCGCUCCGACAGCAGCCUCCAUCACUACCGUCGAUGGGAACGCUGAUGACAAUUCCGGUGGCGGAGUAUCGAGCGGUGUCGUCGUCAUCAUCAUCGUCUGUGUUUUGGUGGCAAUCAUUCUGGCUAUCAUCAUUGCAUUCGUUGUGGUGAGCAUGACGCGGAGAACGCAGGGAGUUUACGAGACCUGUGAAGGAGAAGAUUCACCCGGAAGCCAGGGUCAGCAGAAAGCGGAGGUUUUCCUAUAAAGGCUGUGCUGAGGCACGUUGGCCUUGGGCUUGACAUGCAUGGUUGCACUGCACAUUGGGCAGGCGUGAGCACUGCACAUUGGACAUGCAUGGUUGCACUGCACAUUGGACAGGCGUGAGCAUUAUUUUGCUACUCUAACCAUGUAUGUAACCUGUUACGUGUGUACGCUUUUGUGUAUGUGUAAGCUGUGUGCAUGUGUGUGUGUGCAUGCGCGUGUGUCCAUGUGUGUGUGUGUGUGCGUGCACACGUGUGUGUGUGUGCGUGUGUGUCCGUGUGUGCACGUGCGUGUGUGUCCGUGUGUGUGUGGGUUCGGGUGUUUGUGAGAAAGAGACAGACAGGGAGUGAGCGAGUGAACGUGUUUGCGUGCACGCACACGAGUGAACGUGUUUGCGUGCACGCACACGAGGGUACAUGUGUGCACAGUUAUAUCUACAUGCAUGCUCAGCCGCUAGCAAGUCUUUGAAUGCAUCCAGUAUCGGUGCGCAUCUAACUAGAGAGACCGAAGUAUGUAUUUUCGAGAGAGAGAGAGAGAGAGAGAGAGAGAGAGAGAGAGAGAGAGCCGCUUUCACCGCUGACAGUAUAAUAUCGGACGGAUGUUGUCACGUUAGUUCUAUCCCAGAAUGAGGAACAUCAGUCUGCUGGGCAGGAAUGCAUGGCAUUCUUGUACCUGCACUGGGCAAUUGAGUUCUGACAUCACUCCUAGCCAACGCUCAGCAAUGUGCAGUCACGGACUGGCGCCAGCGAUACUGGCAGGAAAUCAUUUUCUGUUAGCAGCGCAUGCUGUUCUCUUCUUCCUUUCUUGCUAUGAGCAUCAUUGCUUUAGCCAUGGAGUCUUCCCCUAUACAGACAUUGUAAUUUGUAGGCUUUAGCACUAUUCUACUUCGGAUUAUAUUAGGGACACGAAGCCAUUUGCUCAACUCAGGCUUCGAAUUCUACAUGCCUUUAGCAUGGGUUUUGACUCGACUUCUUUCUGUAUUUUAUGAACCGCUCCAUUCACUCUAGCUCUCCUGCCGCUAUGUAUCUUGAAAGAUUUCAUCCUGUUGUACAAUCACCAAGGAUCUACUUCAGUAAUCUUGGUUGAUUGGCAGUUAUA